Molecule: messenger RNA, 1925 nt
Organism: Magnolia sinica
Lineage: Eukaryota; Viridiplantae; Streptophyta; Magnoliopsida; Magnoliales; Magnoliaceae
Product: F-box/kelch-repeat protein At1g22040-like
Exons: 2
Coding region: 292-1722 (476 amino acids)
Molecular function (GO): protein binding
Source: RefSeq, a predicted model, not a curated record
CAAAACUAUAAAAGGAAUCGUGAUUCAUGUUGAGAAGAAGAAAGGCGUACGAGAGAGAGGCCGAGAAAUAGCGGAGCAGCAGCCGACGCAGCUCGUUCUACAAAACCCUAAACAAGUGCUUCUUCUCCAUCGCUUUCGAUAUCUUCAUAUCUCAUUUCAGAUCCAGUGCUUUUCUCUUUGACUGAAAAAUGCUGUUGUGAGUAUUUCAUCACUUGGAAUAGCUUAUGGGAUCACGUACACUUGGGUUGGUCUGAAAACUUCUGUGAAUCGAAAGUGAUUGUAAGGAUUUUGAUGGGGGCUUUCUUGAGCUUGGGUGGCACCAGGACUAGGACAAGCGAGCACGACGAGAAUUCACAAAUUGAAGCCUACAAGAGGCAGCGGAUGUCUUUGAGCUUUAAUGAUGAGAGCCCAAGACUGAUUCCGAGCCUCCCUGAUGAGAUGUCGAUUCAGAUUCUUGCAAGAUUGCCUAGAAUUUCUUUUUUGAAUGCAAAAUUGGUAUCUCGGAGCUGGAGAACUGCUGUGACAAGUCAUGAAGUCUAUCAGGUGAGAAAAGAACUUGGAACGGCUGAAGAAUGGCUGUAUAUUCUGACAAAGACUGAAGAAGAUAAGCUUAUAUGGCACGCUUUGGACCCUAUGUCCAGGAAUUGGCAAAGGUUGCCGCCAAUGCCCAAUGUUGUUUAUGAAGAAGAAUCAAGGAGGGGCCUAUCUGGUCUUCGGAUGUGGAAUGUUGUGGGUUCAAGUAUCAAGAUUGCGGAUGUCAUAAGGGGGUGGCUUGGGCGGAAAGAUUCAUUGGAUCGAAUGCCAUUCUGUGGUUGUGCUGUUGGGGCCAUUAAUGGCUGCCUCUUUGUGUUAGGGGGAUUCUCCAGAGCUUCGGCCAUGAGAUGUGUUUGGCGGUAUGAUCCUCGUGUAAAUAUGUGGAGUGAAGUAAUGCCCAUGACCAUUGGCCGGGCUUAUUGUAAGACUGGUCUCUUGAACAACAAGCUCUAUGUUGUUGGAGGGGUGAGUAGGGGUCAAGGUGGGUUAACUCCUCUGCAAUCUGCUGAAGUAUUUGAUCCCUUUAAGGACACAUGGACUGAAAUACCGAGCAUGCCUUUCUCAAGAGCUCAGGUGUUACCGGCUGCCUUUUUAGCUGACAUGCUCAAACCAAUCGCAACUGGAAUGAUUUCAUAUCAAGGAAGGUUGUGUGUUCCUCAGAGUUUAUAUUCCUGGCCAUUUUUUGUUGAUGUUGGUGGGGAGAUUUAUGAUCCCAAGACAAAUUCCUGGGUGGAAAUGCCUACUGGUAUGGGGGAGGGUUGGCCAGCACGGCAAGCAGGGACAAAGUUGAGUGUUGUUGUAGACGGGAAGCUAUAUGCAUUAGAUCCUUCGAGUUCUUUAGAUAGUGGUAAGAUCAAGUUAUAUGAUCCUCAAGAGGAUGCUUGGAAAGUUGUUAUAGGGAAGGUUCCAAUUCGUGAUUUCACCGAUUCAGAGACUCCAUAUUUACUUGCUGGUUUUCUUGGAAAGCUUCAUGUCAUCACAAAAGAUGCCAAUCAUGAAAUUGCAGUAUUGCAGGCUGACUUCCAGAGUCAUGGAAGCUCUUUCCCUUCAACAUCAUCAUCUCCUCCUGUCAGAUCUUGUGAAAAAUCUGAUUCAUUGGCUGAAGCAGAAACAGACCUUUGGAAAAUCAUUGCCACAAAGAACUUUGGGUCAGCUGAAUUGGUCAACUGUCAGGUUCUUGGUGUCUGAUGAUAUGUUAGUGCCUGGAUGGGAAUAGUGCCUCAUGUAACAUUAGUUGCUUGGAAUCUAUUGAACAAUUCAGGAGCUGACACUACUGUAGUAUAACUUAUCUAGUAAUGUAUCUUUACAUUUUCUUCAAUAAAUCUUCACUAAAAUAAAAGUAGUUCAAAAGAAAUGGGAGCCAUAAGACUGUAGUAGCCUAUUUUCCUAUC